Messenger RNA from Orbicella faveolata, 4178 nucleotides. RefSeq names its product protein DD3-3-like. The record is from RefSeq and is a predicted model, not a curated record. Lineage: Eukaryota; Metazoa; Cnidaria; Anthozoa; Scleractinia; Merulinidae.
AUACAACAAUUUUGAACAUUACAAUUAAAAAUCUCAAAAUUGACAUCAAUAGUUAAAAAUCUAGACAUGUUUAAAGUCCAGUGAUCUAAAAGAAAUGCUACAGGAGGCUUUGGGAAAAGUUGAGUGAUGUUUUUCACAAACAGUGAACAACAUCACACAAAAAAGUGUUUGUCAAACAAGCAGGCAUCCUUUUUCUUAGCUUCCGUUGUGUGGUAUCAAACUUUAUACAGCCGAAGGUUUCUCAUGCGAAAUAACGAUACAAUGAUACAAAAAUAAUUUUCCUUUUGUAUCCAAAUCAAACAUCCUUUAUAGUUUAGCAGUGUACGAAGGGCGGGAAAAAAUAUCACCUGAAAUCAUUCCGUUGAGUUCGUCCCGAGUCGAAUUCAGAAAUCUGUUUAUGUUACUGCCGGGGGGUUGCAGAUCUUGAACCUAAACGUAAUGCAGGACAUGAGGACCAUUUUCGUUUGGUGCUGCCUCUUGGCUGUACUUAUCGAGCGUUGCAUGUCCGACAUGUACAUGCAUUUUCCACAUGGAUCCAAUAAUCGUUUGAAUGGCAAUCAAGAUAACGUCAGGAAUGCAAACAGACUGUUUGAUUCACAGAAUAACGGUAAAGCUGGAUACAAUGUUGGAGACAAAUUGGACGAUAAUCCUGGAGACAAUAUUCAAGAGUUCAGACAGCUACCAACGGAGUUCUACAUGAGUAGUUGCGACGCCAAGGGCAAAUCUGAAGUAGAAAUCAUGUGGACAAAUCAACACGGGACCGGCCCAAAAACUGACGACAGAGUGGAAACACAAGUUAUCUUACAGUUCAUGUGUCAGGCGUAUCCCGAGGGCAAGAUGGCUACCAAUAAUGUGAACAACGAGUUUCAGUAUCACACCAUUCGUAACGGUCAAACACUAAAUACUCAGGAUUUUAAAAAAGGGAGAAGAGAGAAUUCUUAUAUUAAGAAAGACCGAGGACUUCACGAGCCAGCUAAUUACUAUCAGGCGUAUGUCCGCAGGGAAAGAAACAAAGGUUUAUUUACCGCCGACCAACAACUUCAAGGAGAUUUGCCUAUUUACACACGGUAGAACGCGGCCGGAACAAGGAGGGGCUUGGAGGUCCCCGAGGAACGCGAUUACUAUCCUUAUUGGGGCCCCACCCCGUGGAGGGACAUUGCUAUCAUGGUCAGCAAUAACAAGACUGAGGAUUUGAUGAAGAAAUACGUGAACAGUCCAGAUUAUGGGCACAAAUAUAUGUGUAUUAUGCCAACCAAGCUAGCAGGCAACGAAGCCUGUCCACCAGACAACUCAAAUGUUCGCGCCAAGAAAUGCGCUGCGAAAUACAUCACCGCAGAGUCGUGUAAGGCUGCUGGGGGGACCUGGACAAAAUUCUUUACUAAUUACUUAGAGAAAGCUGGUGGCAACUUGAGCAACUGCGAACCCCAAGGAGAUUCGAAGCUUGCUAAAGGCUUACCGUACGAACCUCAAAAGCUCUCACAAGGAUCUGAUGAACAGGAACAGGAUGUUUUUCUUCACAAAACCCCAGAUGUGAUCUACGCCCCAUCCACUGUCGUUAACCACAAUGGAGUAAACAUGAAAGGCAAGUUUUCAUCGUACAAGUGGAAGGUUCCAUGUUUUCCAAGCACCACCACACAGCGUUGUGUAUUACGAUUGAGGUAUAAUAUCACCACUAACGAUGUUCCACGCGAGUUUGACGCCAACAAUAAUAACGAAGUUACAAACAACCCUCAAACAAAAGCAGUUGAUGGUACAACAGAUCUACAACUCGCCUUGAAUACCGCGCAGCUCGGUCGCACAUUUCAGGACAGAAGUCACGUGAUCCUUUUAAAAUCACGAAGUGGUCUCCCUCUAAAAUUCCAGCAUUCCAACAUAUUCUACAUCGGAGGAAUGGGAAAGAGAGGAAACAUUGUGCAGGCUUAUCCAGCCAUGGAAUAUCGCUUCACUCCUGAACGCAUUACAGUUACAACAGAUGAUGUGGUGUGCUUCGUCUGGUCUGGUUCAAACAACAAUCAGGACAACGCCGGAGAAGGAAAAGCGCGUUCUGAUCGGACCAAUGUGUGCUGGAUAAAGGACGGAUGCAGCUCCUCAGCGUCGAGUUGCAGCUCUUCUGUCUCAAAAUGUCACGAAGCCCUGGGUAUGGAGAAUGGUGCAAUCGAUGACGGACAGAUCAGUGCCUCCUCGCAAUGGGAUGGCAAUCAUGCCGCUCGCCAGGGAAGACUUCAGUUCCAACAAAAUGGCGGGAAACAGGGAGCAUGGUCAUCCCGCAAAAAUGAUCAGAACCAGUGGCUGCAGAUUGACAUGGGUGAUCAUCACACAGUGACAGGUGUAGGAACCCAAGGACGGGACAGUGUACAGCACAAGCAGUGGGUGACGAAAUACCAGCUGCUAUUCAGUAACGAUGGUGUCAACUUCCAGGCCUACAAAGGACAAGGAGCUGCAAGGAAGGAUUUUAGUGGAAACACAGACUCGCACAGCAUUGUGUAUCAUGGCCUUAACCCGCCCAUCACAGCAAAAUACAUCCGCUUUCGACCAAGAGCCUGGCACGGACACAUAUCAAUGAGGGUGGAGCUCUAUGGUUGUCCAGUAAAAGGUCGCUCCAACAUGUCUCUCAAGCCUAAAGCUUGCAGCAGCAUUCCUCUUGAAGUAGUCGAUCCUUCCAAUUUGACGCCCGCUGAUCUGAAUCUUCAACUCGUCAAAGGAUGUUACAGCGGUAACAACCUACAGGCUCAACUUGACAACGCUCCAGCCUCCUGCAACCCGCCGUGUUUCCGCAUCACGAAGCCUGGGGCCUACUGUUACAUGGGCACGCGCAAUAACAACUUCUCCAACAGACGUCACAUUGGACAAAUUACCGUUACCAAGCCUUAUUAGACUCAUUUAUGAAGGACAGACUGUAAUAAUAGUAUUUAACUGAAAAAAAAGCUUUGCAUGUAACGGAGGCACCGCCAUAAAUUAAAAUGAGGUUGCAGUUUUAAUUCUGACGCAUGUCUGUUUGAAGGCGUUAUUGUUGGGGCAUACUAUUCUACAAUUUCUUUAGUUAAAGAAGGAAUUAAAUACAAAUGGAAAUAGCUAACAAAAAAGUAGACAAACUAAACACGAGAUUACGACGGGCUGAGUUCAGUUUACGUUUCGUGUUUUGCUAUUCAAUUGAAAUCCACUAAGUCCCAUUCCUUAUUCGUUUUUCUUGGAUAUCGGUUCUUAAAGCGGGGGUUCCCCACAGGGUGCUCCAUUCUUCCUCGCGUUUUUCGCCCCCUUCCCCUUCCCCGAUUCGCGCAAUAGACCUCAAAAAGGUAUUGGUACAAUUUGCCGCGUGUCCAUCCUGCGGUUCGAGCCCUGGAUUUGGACAUCGUGUUGUGUUCUUGGGCAGGACACUUUACUCUCACUGCGUCUCUCCACACAGGUGUAGUAAUGGGUACCGGCAUAUUUAAUGAGUGCCGGGGGGUGACCCUGAAAUUGACUAGCACUCCAUCCGAAAGGAGGGUAAGAAUACUUCUAGUCGCUUCAUUCUGCAUAAAAACUGGAGAUAAGCGCCGGCCUGAUGGGCUACUUAGCUCGUAUGUAGAUUUUAUCUUUACCUACCCUCCAUCCGGUGGAAUAUGCCUACAGAACUGUAGAAAAUAUGCCCACCUUUCCCCCUUUAAGCUAGCUUCACACAAGCUCGGAUGUUUCAAAAAUGCGUCUUUCAAGGCGCUUUCCUCUUUUCGACUAAAAUUAGUCGUUUUCAUUGACAUAACAAAGGAGAGUAAAAACACGCGUACAGUUAUACUCAGAUUCAGUUUAGAUUGCCGUCACUCAAGCGCCAGCAACACAACUAACAAAUCAUUCUUCCCCUCAAAAAAUGAUCAAUGAAAUUAACUGCCUUCUCAGACUAGACAAAACUUGAUACGAUGCUCGCAAUCACACCUCUGAACAAGCGCGCGCACUUGCAGUGAUAACCCAGCCCACAAGUGUAUGAUGUAGGCAAUAGAAAGGAAACAUUUUUUUUCUUUUUUUUUUUUUUUGCAUGCCAUGCGCCAUUGGGAGAACGCUCUUCCCCUUCUGUUUGCCAUUAGCUUUUCGGCUUAAAUCUCUUUGGCCAGCUUUUGGUGAGGCCCCAUUGGGGUUCUCGAGAUGUUGGAUAUUUAGGUAAAAAAAACUAGUGGUAAUCGUAGAUUAAAGAGUGCGUUCGAGUAUUG